This is a messenger RNA of Aspergillus niger, 324 nucleotides long. RefSeq lists its product as hypothetical. Bases 1 to 324 code for a protein of 107 amino acids. The record is from RefSeq and is a predicted model, not a curated record. Lineage: Eukaryota; Fungi; Ascomycota; Eurotiomycetes; Eurotiales; Aspergillaceae. The transcript is spliced from 3 exons.
AUGAAGGCAGGACAAUUGGUUCAUACAAUGUCCAGGAAGGAGAUAACAGGAGGCAUAAGAAUACAGGAUACAGGAUCGAAGAUUAUUAUUAUAAAACAGCCACCAGAAGGUGAUCUAGAGAAUGAGACGUAUCAUCCUGCAAACGAAGGAAAUGAAACUGGACCUGAUGUGGUACAAAUACCCCGGUUGUGUUUGACCGUGGGUUUAUCUCCGAUCCAUGGAGGAACCAUCUUCAUUGGAGGGCUUGGUACCUGGCGAGAAGACUCAAGGUUAGUAGCUGAAAAAGAUAUGCUGUGCCUGUCUACUGCGUACUACCUCCCAUAA